Molecule: messenger RNA, 1242 nt
Organism: Postia placenta MAD-698-R-SB12
Lineage: Eukaryota; Fungi; Basidiomycota; Agaricomycetes; Polyporales; Adustoporiaceae
Exons: 3
Coding region: 1-1242 (413 amino acids)
Molecular function (GO): protein binding
Source: RefSeq, a predicted model, not a curated record
AUGUCCGAUCACCGUGGGGUGCUCAGCCAGCGACAGCGACGGGGAUCACAGAUCAUACUGUAUCCGCCCGUGGGCCUCUGCGCGUCCAGGCCGCGCGCGUCGACGCUGUCUGCGCCCUCCGUUCUUUCCACUGGCAUCACGAUUCAGAGCCAUCUCGUGCUCGUCGCUGCAGCCAGAUGGCGGCCCCGCCUUCCCUCUGCUCCCCUCGCCGUGCACGCAGGCCGCCGCAGUCCCGUCCAGCGCACGCACGGCACCCCGCGUCCCCGCGUCCCCGCGCCCAUCCAGACCCUCCCCGCCGAGCUCCUCGAGCACGUCCUCCUCCUCGCCGCCCCCGCGUCCCCCGCCGCCCCCGCCGCCCUCGCGCGCACCUGCCGCGCCUUCGCCGCCCUCGUCUACGCCGCCCCCGACCAGCACAUUUGGCGCGGGCUCUUCCUCCGCGCAUGGGACAACCCGCGCGGCACAUGGGGCGACCUGUGCGCGCUGCCAGGCCCGGGCGUCGUCGGGAGCCGGGACGCCGCGGGUGCGGGCAUCGACUGGGGGCGCGAGUACCGGCGGCGUGUCGCGGCGCAGCGCUGGUUCGCGUCCGCGCGGGCAGAUGGGGCAGGGACAGGACCGAUGGGCGCGCGCGACGUCGCGCGGGAGCAAGACCAGGACCGUGAGAGGGAGAGGAGGGAUGAGGGCGAGAUGGGGGCGCUCGCGUUCCCGCCGGGGGUGUUCAUGGCGUACCCGGCGUACCCGGCGUACCCGGCGUGCUAUCUGUCCCUUCCGCUGCCGCGCCCGCCGCGUACGCCUCCUGUAGCCAUCUACCACCUCAUGGUGGGCGGCGUCGUCCCGCGUCCGAUUGCGUUCAUCUCCAGCGUCUCUGCUGACGGCGUCGAGAACCUGGCCCCCUUCAGCUGGUUCAACAUGGUCACCUCCGAUCCCGCAGUCAUCUUGCUCGGCCUCCUCCACCACCAGCCCACGGCAGACGCAUCCGCCCUCAAGGACACCGCCACGAACAUCCUCGUCGUGCGGCUUCACCGUCAAGCUCGUCUCCGAGCCAUUUGCCCAGCACGCCAAUGCCUGCUCUGUCAAUGCGCCCCCGCACGCCAGCGAGUGGGCGCUCAGCGGCCUCACCCGCACCCCCAGCGUCAGUCCCCCACGCACGCCGCAACCUCCCCGCACGCCGAGCUCGCGGCGCGCGAUCAGCCCCCGCAAGACUUGCGUCAUCAAACUGCGCCGGUCCCGCGUCUUACAUCAUAG